Messenger RNA from Misgurnus anguillicaudatus (oriental weatherfish), 5166 nucleotides. RefSeq names its product bridge-like lipid transfer protein family member 3A (gene bltp3a). The record is from RefSeq and is a predicted model, not a curated record. NCBI's taxonomy places the organism in Eukaryota, Metazoa, Chordata, Actinopteri, Cypriniformes, Cobitidae.
UUAGGGGCGCUGCUGGAGUCGUGACAGGCCGCAGCAGCACCGGUAUGUGUGUUUGUGUACGUAUGACAGCGAAAGAUUUCUGAGGAUGCAAGAGAGGUAGCCUUGUCUGACGGGAUGGCAGGAAUUAUUAAAAAGCAGAUCUUGAAGCAUUUGUCCAGGUUUGCUAAGAACCUCUCCCCAGAUAAGAUAAACCUGAGCACGCUGAAAGGAGAGGGCCAGCUGUCCAACCUGGAGCUGGAUGAGGAAGUCCUUCAGAACAUGCUGGAUCUGCCCACCUGGCUGGCCGUCACACGCGUCUACUGCAAUAAAGCUGCUAUACGGAUACAGUGGACAAAGUUGAAGACCAGCCCAAUAUGUUUGUUCCUGGACAAAGUAGAAGUUGAAAUGAUGACCUGUGAGGAACCCCGUCCCCCUAAUGGCCCUUCCCCUAUUGCUAUUACUGCAGGUCAAAGUGAGUAUGGCUUCGCCGAGAAGGUCGUAGAGGGAAUGUCUGUAAUCAUCAACUCCAUUAUUAUUAAAGUGCAAGCCCGAGCCUUCCAUGCCUCCUUUGAGCUCUGGCAGCUCCAGGGCUGCAGUCUGAAUCCCAAGUGGCAGAAGACUGACCUACGUAACACCCGCAUCACACAUCCCAAAAGAGGAGAGGUCUUAACAUUCAAAGAGAUCAACUGGCAGAGUCUGCGCAUUGAGGCAGACGCUAUAGAGAGUGAGGACCAGGAUCUGGGCAGCAUGCCACUACGUCUCAUUACCAAUCAAGGCCGAAUACGGAUUGCUCUUAAACGCAGGGUGAAGGACUGUAAUGUAUUGGCCUCCAAGCUGAUGUUUAUAUUGGAUGACCUGUUGUGGGUUCUGACAGACUCCCAGCUUAAAGCCAUCAUACAUUACGCCAAGUCUUUGAGUGAAGCCAUGGAGAAAUCUGCCCAGCAGAGGAAGAGCAUGGCUGCAGAGACACUACAGACUGCCCCUCCCUCUCCUGGAGUUCACUCUCUGUUGACUGAAGCUCCUCCCUCCCCUGCCGCCGGCACCCCCAGCACACCGGCCCAGUAUUUUGACCUCCAUGAUGUCAAAGAAUCGUCAUACCACACCUUCAUUUCCCGUCUUGAUCUGCAUAUCUGCAAUGACAGCUCUUCAGAUCCUGAAGAAACUCCGCCUCCAGGCACCCAGGGUGCAAUGCAACUGACCUUCCGGAAGUUAGGCUUUGAUUACUACCCUUUCCACAGACCAGGUGAUGACUGUCGGCACUGGGAGCGUCACUGUGGGGCGAUGGAGUCUCGUGCGCAAUGGGUGGCCAAACUGUUGCAGGAGUUUCAGAGGAGAGUGGAGGAUUUUGGCAUCCCUGGACCAUUUUCAGAAACACCUUUAUCUGCUAAAGAUUCUUCAGCCAAAAAAGUCAACAAAGAUGUGGAACCCUUGUCAAAUUUUAGCCCUGAACGAGUUCAGACCUCACGGCGGGGUUCAGCAGCUGUAUCCCCUCUGAAGAGACUCCGCUCCAGCUGUAUGGUGCUCCGUGUGGAUGACAUGGACAUCCAUCAGGUGUCAACUGGGGGGCGUCACAGCAAGAGAACGCAGUCUCUUCUAUCUUGUAACCGCAAGUCUUUGCAUCUGCCAGAUAACUCGCCUGCUAUUCACCUGCAGUUCACAGAAUACUAUUUUCCUGAUAACCCUGGACUUCCUGCACCUUGCUCUAACCUGUAUGCCCAGCUGAAUGGUCUACAACUGUAUUUGGAUGCUUCAAGUGUACUUUGGAUGACUCUGUUCUCACGAGGUCUACACAGGACAUUGGAUCAGGUCAAAGCCUUUUACCAUCUCCAGGACAGCAGCAAAAGUGAUGAACACAUCGAUAUUCGCCUAGAUGCAACACAGCUUAAGCUGAUUAUUCCUCUGGAGUCUUCCAUUUUGGAUCACCCAGACCGCCCUCAAUCACUGAGCAUCAGUCUGCCUCACAUCGUCCUAAGCAACACACGUCACUGUCCUCACGGUUCCCGCUCUGACCUCAACAGCACCUACAGUUGCUUUUCUAGAUCUCCCUUCUUUCAGUCCACUGUGUGCCAACCUUUCCCCCGUGAUCAGAGCAUCCUACAUCCCCUUCCAUUGGCAUUCAUUCAACACUCUUUGGAAAACGACCACCUAUCCCUAAUUGACAGUCGUCCCUCUCGCUCGCAGGACAUCUGGUCAAUCAGUCUGUCCAGAGUGGCUCUGGGAUUUGAAGGGGCUCGUCGAGGGCUCAAGGGCAAAGCUCUCCCCUUUGUGGAGCCCUUUGCCAUGUCUUUAUGGAUGUGCCGCCCUGCUGCCUUCAGCAAAGACCUAAAUUUCUCCACAAAUUCUAUUAAAGACCCUCUCCCAGUCUCAUCAACAGGUACUAGGGAAAAACUAUCUGAUCAAGUUGUCCAGAGUGAAGAACUAGUUAGGCCUCCUAUGGCCUCCAUCCAUAUUUUGGCCCAGUCUAUCACUCCUGUCAAAAUGUGGCUCAACCACUACCAGUUUGUAGCACUUUUAAGGAUGAAAGACUACCUCUCCCAACUGGCCCGAGACUUGAGCAAGGAUGUCCAGGGUUUGGGCCAUUUGAAAUGUUCACAUGCAGACUCUCCUGCAGUAUGUGUCUCGUUCUUGAUGGAGGCCAUGGAACUUGCUCUGCUGCUUCCUCCUGCAGUAUGUGAGCCAGAAGAGGAAGUCCUGUCUCCAGAGGAAACGGAUACUCCCAGUCUGACAGACUCCGAUCUCUCAUUGCACCACCCUGGUGAGCCUGGCCUGCUGGAGGACAGUGGGCUGGGUCGAAGCGGGGCAGCGAUGGUUCAGGAGGAGGAUGAAGAGCAAGAGGGUUCGGUGGAGGAGGCUUGUGAGGCCAUUGAAGAGGGAAUGGAUGGAAAGACGUUGCAGGGUGACGAAGCUCAGCUCUCUGCCCAGUCUUCCCCACUUUCUCCAAGGGACCCUGCAUUACUCUCUCGGCAACCUUCUACUUUCAGCCUGGAAGGGGAGCUGUCCAGCGCCCUAAAUGCCACCAAAGGUGUUACCAAAGAUGCGCUCAAUGCCUCCCUGGAUCUCACCAAGGGGGCGCUGUCCAUCACAAAAGACGCCUUUAGCAUCCUUAGCCGAGGAUCUGCAAUGUCUAAGCUCUUCACUCCUCAAAACAGAGAGCAAAGCUUGCGGCCAGAAGAAUCUAGCCCGACCUUCAUGGGCAAUCUGCGGCUACAGUCCAUAAAACAUUCACCAUCCCAGAAUUCCUAUGACAGUGCCAUUCUAGAAGGGAGCCUGGCAGACGAUGGCUUAUCCAUUGACAGUGACAUCAGUGAAAACUUUGUCAUCCUCAUGGACUCCGAGUCAGGUGUGGAGUCUUUGCGUCCGAACGGUAUGGCUGUCAACUCUGGCAGCUGUGUUAGUCCUGCACCUGGAACAGAAGGUGGGUCAUCAGCAGACCUUAGCAGUUCACUCUCCCAGAGCACAGAAGACAUCGUCCAAGAUACAUAUUCUGUGUUAGUUCUGUGUCUGAGCCGAAUGGGUUGCCUGGCAGAGAAGCGUGGAGAAGACACCGUAGUGGCACUGGAAGCCAGAGAACUUGUGCCUAAACAACUUGGCAACCAUAAAGUCACAGAGCUACUGGCAGGACAGACGCUAAUGCAGGCUGGUUCUACCUCUCCAAGCGCUCCGCUGUCUCCGGGCCCCCGAGCUCUUUCCUGCCCCCCAGCGGCGGCUCUCAGAUUGGAAAUGGGGCCUUGCGCGAGCAGACAUUCCCCUCUAUCAGAGAGCGUGGGGUUUAUAGAGAUGUGUUUGACGGGAUGCCGAGCAGAGCUCUUGGCUUCUACAUUAAACACGUUGGGUCCCUUCCUGGAGGAUGAGCUUAAGGCAGACAUACAGCCAAUGAGAUUAUGGCUGCAAGAAACUGCUAUUACACUAAAGGAUGAUGGUCCUCGUGUUUACCCGACUGCUCCUCAGUCAGUUCCCGUACUCUUCUCUCUGGAUGGAAUUGUGUUGGAGCGUUUAGAUGAUGGAAUUCUCAGAUUACGACCUGCUGCUCGGAGCCAGUCAGGGAUGGCUGACCAAUCCUGUUCUAAAGUUCAUGAGAAAAACAAGUCUCUGGAGUCCAAACUCGCUGAUGUCCAGUCUGCUCUCCAGAACGCUCUCUCUGACCGAGAGCGCCUGCUACAGGAAAUCAGGAAACACAACCCCUCUUUCACCUUAUGAUGAAGAAAUAACCAGACCUCAAUCCAAGCAAGGCACCAGAUGUUUUCUAGAUGAACCAUAAGAGGUUUCUUUACCUUCAUUGGCUCAAAAUUCUCCUCCGUCCCUUUCUGUAAUUUCAAUAAUGUCUGAGUGUAAGAUCAGAUAUCAUCUCUAGUUUAUCUGUGACUAUUCUUUACGAGUCUUCCUGUACAGUGACAUUUCUCUGUUUGUGACUGAACUACAUCCGUGCUAAGAUUGAUUACAGAGACUCUUUCACUGCCAAAAACCUCUCCCUCCUUCACUAUUUCCCCACCUUUGUUCAGCAUAGUUCUCGCACAUGAUUGUUUGUUGCUAGUUUCACCACAGGGCCGUAUAACGUUAAUAGGUACUACAGAUGUGUCCUAGAAACUGUGUGGUACCACGGCUGAACUGAUAGAUAAUAUUUUUUUAUAUGUGAGCCGCCUACCUCGACAGCAUUUCAAUACGUCAUACGCGUGCAGAUGUCAUGAAAAUUGACGUCAUGAACACAUUGACAGUAAAAUUAUUAUUUUCGUGAUACCUCAGUCUAAAAUUUGAAAGAGUUCAACAUUUUUUCUUUUAUUUACCUUAAUGCCAUCGUAUAUGACUUUCUUUAUUCAGCCGAACACAUUUACAGUAACAUUUAUUAAAUAAUAUCUUGGCUCUUCCUGGCUUUGUAAUGGCAUUGAACAGCACAACAAUACGUUUGUGAAAGGAAAUGCUAAAUGCUAAAGUCAUCACCGGCGGCCAUCUUGUCACAGGCAAGCUUAUCUCGCUUAAAUCUUAAAGGAAUAGUCUACUCAUUUUCAAUAUUAAAAUAUGUUAUUACCUUAACUAAGAAUUGUUGAUACAUCCCUCUAUCAUCUGUGUGCGUGCACGUAAGCGCUGGAGCGUGCUGCGACGCUUCGAUAGCAUUUAGCUUAGCCCCAUUCAUUCAAUGGUACCAUUUAGAGAUAAAGUUAGAAGUGACCAAACACAUCAACGUUUUUCCUA